AUGAGGACAGCGACGCGACUGCUUCCAGCUAUCUUGAUUCUGGCAGGCUUCUUCUUGAUCAGAAUAUAUUUGUACCGCUUACCGGUCGCGGAUGUUUUCCAUGGCUCGAACUUCAGGUCGCUCAUUGGUAGCGAAGACGAUGCGUCGACGGAGGUCGACAAGGCUGUAGACUUUUCUUCAACGUCUGCGUCGGAGGACGGGCGCAUUGAAGCGACUACCGCUAUCCAUAGUGAGAUUUCAGCUACCACGACUGUAGAGCAGGUCUCAGCUACCGGAACUAGCUCGAACUCUUUGGAUCAAAUUGUUGUGAUAGGAAAACUCCAAAGCGAGGAUGCAUCUUGGGUUGAAAAGCUUCCGACAUGGCAGAAUGCCGUGUAUACAGUCGACAACGAUACCUGGUCUUUACAUACAGCAAAAAACAAAGGGCGCGAGGCCAAUGUUUACCUCACGUACAUCAUAGAGAACUACGAAAAGCUUCCCUCGACUAUUGCUUUUGUACACCCUCACGAAGACGGUUACCCACGAGCAUGGCACACAGAUGCAGACGGUUAUUCAAAUAUCAAGAGCUUGUCAUCUCUCAGAACUGAGUUCGUUCAGGGUAACGGCUAUGCCAAUCUCCGCUGCAUCGCUAUCCCAGGCUGUCCAGACGAGAUCCAACCCUUUCGGGAAGAGUUUGACAACGAAGACAGAAGAGCCGAACACGCGCUCGCAGAUGCGUGGAAACAUAUCUUCGGGAAUGAUGAUGUGCCUCACGUUAUAGGCACUCCAUGCUGCGCUCAAUUUGCAGUCUCGCGAGAUCAGGUCCACAAACGUCCUUUAGAGUUUUAUGUUGGUGCUCUGAAGUGGUUGCAUGAUACACCCCUCGACGAUGCCACGAGUGGACGUGUAUUUGAAUAUAUUUGGCACAUCAUUUUUGGACGGGAGCCAGUGUACUGUCCCGACCUAGGACAAUGUUACCACGAUGUGUAUGGAAGAGGGUAG
Aureobasidium namibiae CBS 147.97 is the source of this 981-nucleotide messenger RNA. RefSeq lists its product as uncharacterized. NCBI's taxonomy places the organism in Eukaryota, Fungi, Ascomycota, Dothideomycetes, Dothideales, Saccotheciaceae. The coding region runs from base 1 to 981 and encodes 326 amino acids. The transcript is spliced from 3 exons. The record is from RefSeq and is a predicted model, not a curated record.